AUGUUUAAUGGACAACUUGUAAAUUGUCUUUCUCAGAUCUCCUUUUUGGACGCACUGGAAGAAGCUGUGGGUGACAUCGGCAGCCGUGACCAGAGCGCUCGGCCACUUGUUCGGGACGCCAUCAUUCGUGUCUGUGCUCUUUUCGUGAAUCGUUGUGGUGAUUUUAAAGUCUAUGCAGAAUAUGCGGCCGGUUAUCUACGACUCUUACAGGAACUCACAUCUAGAAAGGAUUUGCUAGCUAGCUUAGAGGCAGCGAACAGUUCGAAAGAACAGCAUUCCUCUUACGAGUCACGUAUGAUCAAGCCAGUACAGCGAGUUGUUCAGUACCCACUAUUGUUGAGAGCCAUUCAGUCGUGUUGUGAUCAAGACAGUCUACAAGCUAAGCAGGUUGAGAUAGCUCUUCAAAAAAUGCAAACAUUAGCAGAGUAUGUGAAUGAAAUGCAACGAGUUCAUGAGGAGUACGCACCUCAUAUCGGCAUCAUCCGUAAGCAGAAUGAGUUGCUAUUUAAGAAGAAGGGCUUACGAAUCGACAUCCGAGAUUUGUUGAUAUUUGCUCACGUUCAAUGGCUAAACACUGAAAAAUCUAUGCUGGAAUAUGUGAUUUUCGUCUUUCAAACCAUCCUUCUUUUACUUCCGCGAAACAUCCGCAGAGAUUGCAAGGUGAGUUGUUCAUCAGUUUGUUAG
This is a messenger RNA of Angiostrongylus costaricensis, 684 nucleotides long. Lineage: Eukaryota; Metazoa; Nematoda; Chromadorea; Rhabditida; Metastrongylidae. The record is from the annotation of a GenBank genome assembly.